AGGAGACAAGACAAUCGGACACUGGUUGGUAGUAACCAAGCUGGUAAGCAGGGCUGCUCCAGACUCAGUUGGAUAAAAUUUCUUGUUUGGGUUGCCCGUGCAAGUGUCAGCAAUAUUCAUCUAGCUUCCACCACAAUAUGUCAUCACCUGCUAAACUUGCAUUGCUGAGUGUAUCUGACAAAAAUGGGCUGGUGGACCUGGCUCGGGGCCUGGCUGCUGCUGGUCUCAAACUGGUUGCUUCAGGAGGUACAGCUACAACACUGAAAGCUGCAGGACUGAGUGUGUCCGAGGUGGCAGAGGUGACAGGAGCGCCAGAAAUGCUAGGUGGGCGUGUAAAAACUCUGCACCCAACUAUCCAUGGUGGCAUUCUUGCCAGGGAGUCUCCAGCUGAUCUAGCUGACCUUGCAGCAAGGAACAUUAGCCUCAUACAGGUAGUGGUGUGUAACUUGUACCCAUUUGUGAAAACUGUGAGCAAGGAAGAUGUUACAGUGGAGGAGGCUGUGGAGAACAUAGACAUUGGGGGUGUUGCCCUCCUUAGAGCAGCUGCAAAGAACCAUUCCCGUGUGACAGUGAUCUGUGAUCCCCUAGACUAUGACAAAGUUCUUGAGGAGCUAAAAACUGGGGAUACAGCCCCUGCCACAAGGAAAGAAUUGGCACUGAAGGCUUUCACCCACACUGCCCAGUAUGAUGACCACAUCAGUGACUACUUCAGGAAGACUUACUCUGCAGGCGUUUCCCAAUUGCCUUUACGCUAUGGCAUGAAUCCUCACCAGAAGCCUGCUCAGGUCUUCACUCGGGCUUCUAAGCUUCCUUUAACUGUUGUGAAUGGAUCCCCUGGCUUCAUCAACCUAUGUGAUGCACUCAAUGCCUGGCAGUUGGUCCGUGAGCUCCGUACUGCUCUGAGUCUGCCUGCUGCUGCUUCAUUUAAACAUGUUUCUCCUGCUGGAGCUGCUGUGGCUGUUCCUCUAGAUGAGACAGAGAUGAAGGUGUGCAUGGUCGAGGAUCUAGGAACCCUGACACCCUUAGCCACUGCUUACGCUCGAGCCAGAGGCGCUGACCGUAUGUCAUCUUUUGGAGAUUUUGUUGCUUUAUCGGAUGAAUGUGAUGUAAUUACAGCAAAGAUUAUCUCCAGGGAGGUUUCUGAUGGUGUUGUGGCUCCUGGAUACAGUGAUGAAGCUUUAGAAGUCCUUAAGAAGAAGAAAGGUGGCAGCUAUUGUAUCUUGAAAAUGGAUGCUGAAUAUGAGGGAGAUCUUCAGGAACGGCGCACAAUCUUCGGCCUAACUCUGGAACAGAGGAGAAAUGAUGCACCAAUUACCCCUGAAAUCCUCAACAAUGUUGUGUCUAAAAAUAAGGAGUUGAGUAAAGAGGCCAUUUGUGAUCUCCUUGUGGCAACCAUUGCAGUAAAAUACACACAAUCAAACUCGGUCUGCUAUGCCAAGUCUGGACAGGUUGUGGGAAUUGGUGCAGGUCAACAGUCUCGAAUACAUUGCACUAGACUAGCAGGGGACAAAACUAAUAACUGGUGGUUACGUCACCAUCCUCGUGUCUUGAGUAUGAAGUUCAAGGAUGGAGUGAAAAGAGCAGAGAAAUCAAAUGCCAUUGACAACUUUGUCUCUGGUACUGUAGGCAAAGAUAUGCCAGAGUCUCAGUUUGCAGCAGCACUUGAAGAGGUUCCACCUCCACUUACACAGGAAGAGAGAGAAUUAUGGACAAAAAAAUUAAGUGGUGUUGCACUGUCUUCAGAUGCAUUUUUCCCAUUUAGGGAUAACGUUGACAGAGCAAAACUGAGUGGUGUAGACUUCAUCAUCAGUCCAGCAGGAUCUACCAACGACAGCAUUGUAGUGGAUGCUUGCAACGAACAUGACAUUGUUCUUGUGCAUUCAAACCUUCGCCUCUUUCAUCACUAGUGCUUUACACAAGCUGUUGCUAAAUUCAAUACCUGUUAAAACUGUUUUUUAUAUUUUGACUAUAUAGUUGUUUCUUGUAAGCUUUCGUGGGGCAAAUCUGAAGGCUAAUUUGUUUAAAUAAACUAUGAAAAUGC
Messenger RNA from Cherax quadricarinatus, 2041 nucleotides. The record is from RefSeq and is a predicted model, not a curated record. Lineage: Eukaryota; Metazoa; Arthropoda; Malacostraca; Decapoda; Parastacidae.